Molecule: messenger RNA, 480 nt
Organism: Babesia sp. Xinjiang
Lineage: Eukaryota; Apicomplexa; Aconoidasida; Piroplasmida; Babesiidae
Product: putative OPA3-like protein
Exons: 1
Coding region: 1-480 (159 amino acids)
Biological process (GO): regulation of lipid metabolic process
Cellular component (GO): mitochondrion
Source: RefSeq, a predicted model, not a curated record
AUGAUUCCGGCUUUCAAGCUGUUAGCCGUAUUUGUAAAACAGGUAUCGAAGCCAUUGGCCUCGUAUCUAAAGAGGAAAGCUAGUCAAAAUGAAAGAUUCCGCAAGCUGUGUGUAUCAAUUGGGAAUCGCAGUUACGCCUUUGACAGAUACAUCACGCGCAGAUUCUAUAACCCAGAGCAAGGUGAACCUGAUACCACUCCAUGGAUAUCGCCAGAAAAAUCGGUUGUAAUAGGCACGGAACUCUUCGGAGAAGUCAUAGUAUUUGGCGUCGCAACGUUACUCGUCAUCUCGGAAUACGCAAGGGGUGUACGCAAGGAAGCCAAAAAGGAGGCUAAAUUACAGGGUCGCUUGCAAGCUCUGGAGGCUAAGCACUCAGAAAUGGAAAUGUUAGUGAGGGAUGAAGUACAACGCCAGUUGGACAAAAAGUGGAACGACUUGGAACUGCGUUUGAACACGUCGACUAAGACCCAACCGAAUUAA